Chrysochloris asiatica (Cape golden mole) is the source of this 3027-nucleotide messenger RNA. It is a transcript of the gene FNBP4, whose product is annotated as formin binding protein 4. NCBI's taxonomy places the organism in Eukaryota, Metazoa, Chordata, Mammalia, Afrosoricida, Chrysochloridae. The coding region runs from base 1 to 3027 and encodes 1008 amino acids. Gene Ontology annotation, molecular function: protein binding. The record is from RefSeq and is a predicted model, not a curated record. The transcript has 17 exons.
AUGGGGAAGAAGUCCCGGGCCGUCCCUGGCCGUAGGCCCAUCCUGCAGCUCUCCCCGCCGGGUCCCCGGAGCAGUACUCCUGGGCGAGAUCCCGAUCCCGAUCCCGACCCCGAGCCGGACUCGACGGCUGCGGCCCCUAGUCAGCCAGCCCCGGCGGCAACGGCUGUGGCGACGGCCGCGGCGCUGGCUGCCGCAGCCCCUGUCCCGGAAGACUCGCCUGCGGAAGAUGAGCAGGAAGUGGUGGCAGAGGUUCCUAGAAUUGUUCAGAAUCUUCCAAAACCAGUCAUGACUACCAGACCCACAGCUGUGAAGGCAACAGGAGGUCUUUGCUUGCUUGGUGCAUAUGCUGACAGUGAUGAUGAUGAGAGUGAUGCUUCGGAAAAACCGGCACAAUUGAAAGAGGCGAAUGGAAACCAGUCGGCUGAUAUUGACAGUACAUUGGCCAACUUCCUUGCGGAGAUUGAUGCCAUAACAGCUCCUCAGCCUGCAGCUCCUGUAGGCGCUUCUGUUCCACCUCCAACUCCACCUCGUCCAGAACCCAAAGAAUCAUCAACAUCGGCCCUUUCGUCCACUGUUUCAAAUGGAGCACACUCAACCCAGAUAUCAGGGUGGCACUAUGACACGCAGUGUUCCUUGGCAGGAGUUGGAAUUGAGAUGGGAGAUUGGCAAGAAGUCUGGGAUGAGAACACAGGGUGCUAUUAUUAUUGGAACACACAAACAAACGAAGUGACUUGGGAGUUACCCCAAUAUCUUGCUACACAGGUGCAGGGGUUACAACAUUAUCAGCCCAGUUCUGUAGCAGGUGCUGAAGCUAGUUUUGUGGGAAAUACAGAUGUGGUUACUAAGGAAAAGACGGUUUCUAUUUCCAGUAAUAAAACUGGACCAGUCAUAGCCAAGCGAGAGGUUAAAAAGGAAGUAAAUGAAGGAAUUCAAGCGCUUUCCAAUAGUGAGGAAGAGAAGAAAGGGGUGGCAGCCUCCCUGCUUGCCCCUUUAUUACCUGAGGGAAUAAAGGAAGAAGAAGAAAGAUGGAGAAGAAAAGUAAUAUGUAAAGAAGUAGAGCCUGUUUCAGAUGUGAAGGAAGCAAGUACAACAGAAGAAGAAGUAGCAACAGUAGUAAAGCCACAGGAAAUUCUAAUGGACAAUUUAGAAGACCCUUCUCAAGAGGAUCUUUGUAGUGUUGUUCAGUCUGGAGAAAGUGAGGAGGAAGAAGAACAAGAUACUCUUGAAUUGGAGCUGGUUUUAGAAAGGAAAAAAGCAGAGCUGCGAGCCUUGGAGGAAGGAGAUGGUAGUGUGUCAGGGUCUAGCCCAUGUUCUGAUAUCAGCCAGCCAGCGUCACAAGAUGGAAUGCGUAGACUUAUGUCUAAAAGAGGAAAGUGGAAGUUGUUUGUUCGAGCUGCCAGUACAGAAUCCACCAGCCGAAGUUCUAGCAAAACUGGACAAGAUACUCCAGAAAAUGGAGAAAUUGCAAUUGGUGCUGAAAGUUCAGAAAAAAUUGAAGAGAAUUCAGACAAAGAGAUGGAAGUUGAAGAAUCUCCAGAGAAAAUAAAACUACAAACAGCACCUAAAGUAGAAGAAGAACAGGAUUUAAAAUUUCAGAUUGGCGAACUGGCAAAUACCCUGACCAGUAAAUUUGAAUUCCUAGGCAUUAAUAGACAAUCCAUCUCCAACUUUCAUUUGCUGCUCUUACAGACUGAGACUCGGAUUGCGGACUGGCGGGAAGGGGCUCUUAAUGGAAGCUACCUUAAACGAAAACUUCAGGAUGCAGCAGAACAACUAAAACAGUAUGAAAUAAACGCCACUCCUAAAGGCUGGUCCUGCCACUGGGACAGGGAUCAUAGACGAUAUUUCUAUGUAAACGAACAGUCGGGCGAGUCUCAGUGGGAGUUCCCAGAUGGUGAGGAGGAAGAGGAAGAAAGCCAAGCACAAGAAAGUAGAGACGAAACUCUUCCUAAGAUUUUGAAAGACAAAACUGGCACUGAUUCAAAUUCUGCAGAAUCCUCCGAGAAUUCCACAGGUUCUCUUUGUAAAGACUCCUUUUCUGGCCAAGUUUCUUCUUCGUCACUCAUGCCACUUACUCCAUUCUGGACCCUUCUUCAGUCAAAUGUGCCUGUGCUUCAACCUCCAUUACCCUUGGAAAUGCCACCACCACCACCUCCUCCUCCUCCUGUAGAAGACAGUGAGAUACAGGAGGUAGAGAUGGAAGAUGAGGGGAGCGAGGAGCCUCCUGCCCCCGGAACAGAGGAGGAUACUCUUCUGAAGCCUUCUACUCCAACUCCGGCAGUAACCACACAGAGUUCUGUUGAUUCUAGCACUUCUAGCUCGCCUUCCGCUAAAGCAGUGAAGAGAAAAGCUGCAGAAAUGAGUACUGCAGUAGUUCAGAGGUCAGCUACCAUUGGCAGCUCUCCUGUCCUCUACAGCCAGUCAGCAGUAGCUAGAGGUCAGCAGACAACAGGGAUCAGUAACCAGACUGCAGGGAUUGGACACACGACUAUAACAGUUAGCCAUCCAGCAGCAGGGAUGGGUCAGCAGGCCAGAGGAAUCAGCCUGCAGUCGAAUUACCUUGGACUUGCAACAGCAUCUGCAAUUAUGAGCUAUGCUGAGUGUUCUGUUCCAAUUGGAAUGACUGCUCCUACACUGCAGCCAGUCCAAGCCCGCAGUGCUGUACCUACCACGGCCAUUCUAGAACCUCCUCCCCCUCCUCCUCCCCCUCCACCACCGCCACCACCAGCUCCCAAAAUGCCACCAUCUGAGAAGACCAAAAAAGGAAAAAAAGAUAAGGCAAAGAAGAGUAAAACCAAAAUGCCAUCUCUGGUAAAGAAGUGGCAGAGUAUCCAGCGUGAGUUAGAUGAAGAGGAGAACUCGAGUUCCAGUGAGGAAGACCGGGAAUCAACUGCACAGAAGCGAAUUGAAGAAUGGAAACAGCAGCAAUUAGUCAGUGGCAUGGCAGAAAGAAAUGCUAAUUUUGAAGCCCUUCCUGAGGAUUGGCGAGCAAGACUGAAGAGAAGGAAAAUGACCCCAAACACAUAA